CCUGCAUUGGUCGGAUGCAAGCAGAGGGUUGGCCAAAGUCAAGUCGAAUUUGAAGCCCUGUUUAUCGCCAUCUCACAUCUGGUUUUACGGCACGGCGGUGGUGGCGAAGCGGAACAUUCCAUUCAAGAAACCAAAGUCAUGUAUUGGGCCCUUCAUCCGCCCACGUCGGUAUACGCUGUGUCAACUGAGCUCAACUUCACGAUCCUCAUUGGUCCCAUCACUGAUUCAACCUCCUGGCUGAAUUCUCAGACGGUGGAUACGAGGGCUUAAAACAACGGGCGUGUACGAAUGCUGAAUCAUGACACCCUAUCCCCAACUCUGGCGCACCUUUACGCUUCUCUGGGCGGACCUAUUUUAGCUGAUCGCUGAUCGCUACCAGACUCACACAAUCAGAAAACAUGUCGAGCCCAAGCUAUCAUGGAGUCCAAUCUGCCUGCUUUCCCAUCGCACUGGUCUCGCAAAUAUGCCAGUGCUUCCGCGCCUUUCAUUGGCCGGCUCACGGCCACUCGCAGCCCGUGUCCGCUUCUCAUUACUGUUCGCAUACGCGCAAGGGCAUCUUCCAGUAUCUUAUUUACGAUAGUAAUUCUGCGAGAGCAAGGCUGCUUGGAGUCUAAUACGUCAUCACGGACGACGAGUUUAAUAUUGAGCCACCGGAAG
Molecule: messenger RNA, 657 nt
Organism: Tilletiaria anomala UBC 951
Lineage: Eukaryota; Fungi; Basidiomycota; Exobasidiomycetes; Georgefischeriales; Tilletiariaceae
Exons: 1
Coding region: 399-614 (71 amino acids)
Source: RefSeq, a predicted model, not a curated record